AUGGCGAGGUUGCUUGCAAGCUGUUUAGGUGGAGCUGUUAUGUUUCAGGCGUCCGGCGGCGGCCUGUUACUAAUCUGCGUCGCAGUGGUGGUACUCUCGGUCGUGUCCAUGGUCGUCUUUGCUUGUGCCGACGGCUGGUAUCGAAGGAAACCGGGUCAUUUCCCUGGUGGUGGUGGCUACCAUGGAGAUGGAGGCGGCCACCACCAUGAUGGUGGUCCUCACCACGGAGGUGGCGGCUUCCAUGGAGGUGGCGGCGGCCACCACCACGAUGGUGGCGGCGGCCAUGGAGGUGGAGGCCACCAUGGUGGCGGCGGCCAUGGAGGUGGAGGCCACCAUGGUGGCGGAGGUCACCAUGGGGGCGGUCAUUAUUAG
Nymphaea colorata (pocket water lily) is the source of this 372-nucleotide messenger RNA. RefSeq names its product cold and drought-regulated protein CORA-like. The record is from RefSeq and is a predicted model, not a curated record. Lineage: Eukaryota; Viridiplantae; Streptophyta; Magnoliopsida; Nymphaeales; Nymphaeaceae. The coding region runs from base 1 to 372 and encodes 123 amino acids. The transcript has a single exon.